Messenger RNA from Neoarius graeffei (lesser salmon catfish), 4451 nucleotides. RefSeq lists its product as uncharacterized. The record is from RefSeq and is a predicted model, not a curated record. Bases 1 to 663 code for a protein of 220 amino acids. Lineage: Eukaryota; Metazoa; Chordata; Actinopteri; Siluriformes; Ariidae. The transcript is spliced from 4 exons.
AUGAGAGCGCGAGACACCGUGUUCGGUUCCUUCCAGUGUCUUUGGCGAGGAGGAGGUUAUGGAGGAGGAGGUUAUGGAGGAGGAGGUUAUGGAGGAGGAGGUUAUGGAGGAGGUGGUUAUGGAUCGCAGCGUUCCCAGGUUCACGAGGAUUCAACACAUGCUAGAAGCAGUCCUCCGAUUCCUCAUGUGUGGUUGUGGAGAGUCAGGGGAAGAUCAGGUUCAUCAUCCUGUGCAGGAAGCAGCAAGUGCCUUGGAAAUGCCUAUAAACCAGAGUUCUGUAAGACCCUGGUACUGAAGAAUGUUCUUCCUGAUGCAUCACACUGCUACCCACCAGUGAACCACUGCAGAACAAGGACACUCGACGUUGUUAUCCAGGUUGCAGUGCAGACGUCGGAGUCCUCUUAUUACAUGUGGCUUCUGACUGUUCCACGCCUGCAAACUAAUCACCCGAGUUACUUCUAUCACCGACAAAACUGGAAGAAUCGGUGCUUCCAGGUGAAUCCUCAAAACUUGGGUAGAAAAAAAUGGUGCUUUAUGGAUGUCCUUGUCCUCAGGGAAAUAUGUGGUUUCACUGGAAUGGCUUACUGGCUGACCCCUCUGCUUCUUUGUAAAUUAAGCGUUUUGUGGGAAAUGGCUCUUCUGACUUAUUCUCAGAAAAUGUGACAAGUGACGGUAAAGACAUCUUUAAUUUUACUUACAAUCCCUGUAAAUGUAUUGAAUGGACGAAAAGCAUUUCUCAUGAACUCCCAAAGCAGAAGAUUAUGAAAAAAUAAUGCCCAGUUCUCUCUACUGUUACCCUAUAGAGCAGGGCUUUUCAAAGUGUGGGGCGCGCCUCCCCUGGGGGGCGCCAGAGUUCUUCGGGGGGGGCGCAACGUGAGGAAACAUAAGCGAGAAUAAGUUACUAUUGCGGACAUUUAGCGAACUUCAGCUAGCCUUUGCCAGAGACAAAAUGGAUCUAUUUUUAGUACCUAAAGCUACAGUGAGUGAGGAGACAGAGUCUGGGCCAAGCAAAAAACCAGACCCUCCAGGAUUUCGUGAUAUUGCGAUUCAACCAAUCCCUGCGAAUUCAGGGCAGUGUUGCAAUUAUAUCCAAUCGCCGCAACCUUCCCGCAAAUUUGACCAAUCGUUGGCAUCGUCUUGAGGUGACGUCGACAAACUACCUUCCGCCUUACUUCUGUGUAUACGUUCAAGAGAAGCAGCAUGCGCGCAGUGUUGCCAGAUUGGGCGGUUUUAAGUGCAUUUUGGUGGGUUUUGAACAUAUUUUGGACUGGAAAACGUCAGCAGUAUCUGCCAACACUGCAUGUGUGAGACAAUGUUUAUAUAGGCUUAAGUUCUGUUACUGAAAGUGUUAUGUUUACAGUGAAGGACUGUGUGCACUUUAUUUUUUUUACUUAAUACAAGAAAUUAAUGGAUGCCAACAUUUUGGCAAAAAUGGUAUUUUAUUUUCCAUUGUUUAGGCAGCUUCAGCAUCAUACUGUGAGAUUCUGUUCAAAUUGUUUUUUUUUUUUCUUCUAUGAAGCCUGAGCCAUUUAUUUUAUUAGUUUAUAAUUAUUGUUUAAUUUAGUCUUCAGGAGAGACUGCCUGCACACAGUACUAGUAUUAAGUUUUGUUUUUGUUUUUCUUACAUGAAAGCUGAGGCAUUUAUAUUAUAUUUUAAGGUAACUUCAUGUUGUGCUGUGAGGUUCUAUGCACUUUAACUUUUGAACCAACAGGUGCAUUUGGAUAAGUAAAGCCUAUUCUGCAUUUUUGUAGUCCUGGUAAUCUUUUAUAUUGAUAAAGAUGUUUUAUAGAACCAUUUCUCAGUGUCUGUUUUUUUUAAUCAAUAGUUUUCAGUAAUAACUUAUCACUCAAUUUUAAUCAUAAAAAGAGAAAAUCGCAACAGUUUCUCGCAACUUUCACUUCCUCCCGCAAUGUAAUUGCAACAAAAAACCCAAACACCGCAACUUUCAUCGCAAUUUUUUGUAAAACCCCCGCAACAUCAGACAUUUUAGCCUGCAACAAUCACAAAGGCCCGUGAAAUCCUGGGGGGGACUGAAAAAAGAAGGAAGUAUGACCACAAUUAUUUAAAGUUUGAAUUUUCAUGGACUGGAUCUGAAGAUGCUCCACUGCCACAGUGUGUUGUCUGCCAAGAGGUGCUAGCUAACGAUGCUGUGAGAUGUUUAAAAUGUGUAAAACAAGAUGUUUUAAAAAGCACAGAUGUUUAAAAGGUGUAAAAGAAAAAAAUAAAAAUGUGUACAACCAUUUUUUUUUAAAAUACGAAUGGAACAUUAAGUAUAGCAACAAAAAUUGUGAGGGGGGGCGCUGUUUGCUCUUUGAGGGGGGGCUGGCUGACCACACUGAAAACCCCUGCUAUAGAGUAAUGGUAAAGACAACACUGGGUAACAGUAAGGACCUUUCAUGGCAUUUUUGGGUCACUGAGUACAGAAAUUAUGCAUUUAUUACCCCAUCCUAACUUGCUAACUAAAUUUUUAACAUGUAGUGUCGUCAUCAUCAUUUGGGAAAAAUCACAAAAUCGGUUAAUUUCCCUGACAUCUCAAUUUCAUAUUUACCUGAUCAAUAUCCUGGAUUCCAACAUUCAUGCACCAGUGUUUUUUAAACUGCUCUGUUGAAUUCUUUCUUAAAAUACAUGUAUAAUAGAGGGCCAGGAUUAUUGGCUUUUUUUUUUUGUGUGUGUGGGGGGGACUUCGUUUAAAACUGUCACAUUUUCUGAGGGUGGCCCAGAAAUGUAUUUUACAUUUUUAUAUUACUAUUUUUACACUGCAUAUAAUUUUAUACUGCUUUUCUUAAUGUUGCUUGCAAACUUGGGCCUACAUAUGAAGGACAGUUUGACAUAAGAAAAUGGCCUUAUCAAAUUGCCUUAAUUCUUAGCACUUUGAGAAGUGUGCGCACAUCACGGUGUCCAAAAUCAUGACUGUCAGGUGCGGUGGGGUUUUUAUUUUUAUUUUUUUUUGGGGGGGGGGUGCAGGAUAUGUGCAACAUGUCUGGUGAAGUGUGCCAAAUUAUGUCAACAGCUGCUGACACCAGUGUCUGAAAUGGAUAUUCUGGAUCAUGAAGAAAAGUCAUGUCUCGCAACUAGCAACAGAAAAGCUCUGAUGGAUUACUGAGAACUCUAAGCAGAGAUUUGUGAAAGCAUUGGGCUACUGAUCAAAAAAAAGUUGAGUGCUCAAACCCCAGCACCAUGAAAUAUUGGCAUACUAAAACUGUAAAGGUACCAAUGACCCUCUAUCAGGGAUAUUCAUCAGGGUCUAGUUAAAUGUUUCUUUACAAACAUCUUGGGUAAGAAAAUUAACAUUACUGUUGCCCCUUUUCAACCAACAGGGAACAGGUUCUGUUCUUGCUUGCACACCAAAAUUUGAACUGUUGGGAGCAUUUUGACCAAAAGUAAAUUUUCAGAACCUGAAAAGUUGGUUCCCAGCUGAUACCAAAAAUAUAGCUUCCCCCCCAGCAUAAACUUGGACAUCAGUAGGUGGGUUAUUAGUCUGAAGAGGAAGCAGAAUGCACUAGAAUGAAUGCAAUGGGGGAGGAUGUAGCUCCAGUGUGGGGCUAGCCUUUGGAGGGGUCCCCCCCAUUUUACUUUGUCAGCUCAUUUGUAUGGUUGAAUUGUUUUGGGUUUGUUUUUUCCUUGGUUGUUAAAACAUCUGCAAUAAUGGAACAAAAGUUAACGGAUAAUCAAUACACAUCACCAUCUUGCUACUAUGGUUUUACUUCUAUUGUGCAGCGCCCUUUGUUCAUGACGUGUCCUGGAUUGCAACGGUUCUGCUCAAAACUGGUGAAGGCAUGGGCUGGUUCGUGAGCUGGUACCAAGGUUCAAAGAAUCCUGAACAGCUCUGGGUCAAAAACCCAUUCCCUCUUGGUUGAAACGGGGUAUAUAUUGUGGCAGCUGUUGGCCUUUUAAUGGUUUAAUAAUUAGUGUUUUAGUCUGAGACUAUGCAGGAAAAAAUGUAUUUUUUUUAAAGAGCUAUCAAGUUAUUGAUUAUACCUUUCACAACUGGACACUGCACAUAUCUUCAAAUACAGUGUAUGGAACAGUAAAUGUCCAUUUUCUUUACAUGCACUUGAUCUCUUACUGUCUGCUUUUUUUUUUUGCACUUUGUUGCAAUUUCAUUCUUGCACUUUUUUUUUCAAUACGUCUUGUACAUGUAACUUAUUAGACAACUUGUAUCUGUGACUGGAGCAGUGGUUUCUGUAAAACUCUUCUAUCCAUGAUCGAAAUUAAGGUUGUCUUUAGAUGCCCCACAAAGUGACAUGCUUCUACAAACUAUAUUACUUACAAUUUAAAGUAAUGGCUAUUUAAAGUCAGUUUUACCCAUAAUGAUUUGGUCGGAUUCUUUCAAAAUAAAUUGAUGCAUUCAAAUGGGGGAAAUUAUUCCUUCAUUUUGUACUGACAACUGAAACCUGUUACUACUAUUAAUAAAUGAGUAAAUAAAAUGACUAACAGAUCCUUCUACACU